Physcomitrium patens is the source of this 2678-nucleotide messenger RNA. The record is from RefSeq and is a predicted model, not a curated record. Lineage: Eukaryota; Viridiplantae; Streptophyta; Bryopsida; Funariales; Funariaceae.
UCGCUGCACCAGAGGAAAGAUUCUGAGUUGCGGGACUGACUGUGGUCCAUGCGGCACCCAUGUCACAUCCACAAAGCUCCACCAGGCUGCGGUGGUGGCCAUGCCCACUUCCCUUGGUUUCUCCCUCGCAGUCAUGUGAGCCACGCUUCAGCACACCGAUGUCUCUCACCGACACACCCCACCGCACAGUCCGACCUCACCACCACAUGUUCCGUUUCUCGAAAUGACCACCAGGUGACAUGUUUUUUUAUUUUUAAAAUUUUUUACACUAGUGCAGUCAUCACGCAAUGCUGAUGACAUACGAUUGUAGUUUUUUUGUUUCGACAUGGAGUAGGAGUUAGAGGAGGUGGGGAGCUGCCGAACCCUAUUCUUGGAGGUUUGAUGUGACAUUGAUUCGGAUGUGCAUUUUUCAGCUGCUGUUUGAGUUUGGGCUCUGAUGGCGGUGGUAGGGAAUUGAGUAAAGGCGAAGAGAGGGAGCUAUUUAUUUAUGUUUUGGUUGUGUGGAGAUUGGUGAGCAGCAGCGUAGGUAGUUGAUUUGAGUUUUGAUUCAGUGUAAUGUAAACGAAAUGUGGGGUUCGUGAUUGGAGAGGUAAUCAAGGUGGAUUUUUUUUUUCCCCCUAAAUCUGGUGCAAUUGAAGCUUGCGGUUUUUGGAGAGUGGUCUCAAAUGGCGAGGUCGGUGAUCGAUGUGAGAGGUUGGGAAAUUAGGACGCUGCCAGGAUUUAGCAUUCUAGACGACUGCUCGUUGCAGAACGGGAAAAGUGAUGUGUAUCGCAUGUUCCAUGGGUUCAAUGUUUCGCGCCGUGAUCAUGGGGAUCGUUAUGUUGGGCUGUGGCGGCGGAAUAGCUCGCAGUAUGCGCCACUUGGUACAGGAUUUGCAGGUUUGGACAAGAAUUGCGCAGGAGGUUGUAUUCGAAUUGAAUUCAUUAAAUCACUGCAGCCGCAUGCAGCUUUGCAGAAUGCACUUACUGCGGAAAGACAAUCUUUUAAUGUUUGGAGCAAUAGGGGGUGUUUUGACGGAUCUCAUUUCUCGUAUGAGGCUAGGGGGUCGACUAAGUGUUAUUGCUGGUCAAGUCAGAAAGGACAGGGGUAUGGGCAGGAAAAGAAUACCGGAAAUCUGGCGGCGGGUAAUGUGCCCUUUGUGAAUUGGUUUCGGGCAGCCGCACCAUACAUUCAAGGGCAUCGGGGGAGCACUUUUGUGAUCGUCAUACCUGGCGAAGUUGUUGAGAAUAAGUCUGCACUUGAGAGCAUUCUUCAGGACAUAGCUCUUUUAAAUGGUCUUGGAAUUAAGCUGGUCAUUGUGCCCGGCACACACAUUCAAAUUGAUCAGCUCUUGCAUGAGAGAGGGAUUGAGCCGCAGUACGUGGGGGCAUAUCGAAUAACGAACGAUCAAGCUCUGCAGGCUUCAAUGGAAGCUGCUGGCAAGAUCCGCGUAGACAUCGAAGCUAAACUCUCGAGGGGACCUUCUAUUCCUAUACUCCGGCGUCAUGGUUCCAGUGACCGACGGCAUGAAGUGGGCGUAAGCAUCUGUAGCGGAAACUUUGUAACAGCCAAGCCAAGAGGUGUGGUAAACGGCAUCGAUUUCUUGUCCACGGGAGAAGUGAAGAAGAUCAAUGUUGCUCGUAUCCAAGAGCGAUUAGAUAGCAACUGCAUUGUUAUUCUCAGCAACUUGGGAUACUCCGCCUCUGGCGAGGUUCUCAACUGUAACACUUACGAGGUGGCAACAGCUUGUGCAACAGCUCUUCAAGCCGACAAGCUUCUUUGUUUAUUAGAUGGUCAAGUAUGUGAUGAAAAUGGGCGUUUAAUAAGAUUUAUGACUUUACGAGAGGCUGACCAACUCAUCCGAAAGCGUGCAGGACAAAGUUACACUGCCGCUGACUAUGUGAAAGCUGUCGCUGGACCAGGGUAUGUUAAAAGCCUAGGUCUUGAGACAAAGGUCGGUUGUGCUUCACGUGACGAUUCUAUUUCCAACAACUUUGAGGCGACCAGGGAGGUGAAUGGUAUUAUGACGGGGCAUGAACACCUUGACUCUUACAUCAGUGAAGCUUUACCUUCGGGCGAUACGGACGGUAAUGAUGCAAUCCGAAAAGGUUUUGCCAUUGGUGGGCAGGAGCGGUUGAUUCGAACGUACGCAUAUCUGUCCGAGCUCACGGCGGCUGUCUACGUUUGUCGAGGUGGUGUGGGUCGUGUACACUUAUUAAAUGGUAACAUUCAAGGAGCUUUGCUGCUGGAGCUCUACACCCGUGAUGGGGUUGGCAACAAUGGUCUCAAGCUUAGGAUCCCAAUGUGCUGGAAAGAAAAGAGUGGAGAAAUUGCCGCAUUUGCUGUCUCACCAGAAUGCCGCGGUCAUGGUCGUGGAGACACCUUGCUUGAUUAUCUUGAGAAAAAAGCAGUAAACUUGGGCUUGGAGAAGCUUUUUCUACUUACAACACGUACUGCAGACUGGUUUGUACAACGGGGAUUUGGUAAGUGUGAGAUUGAUGCACUUCCUGAGGAAAGACAGGCUCGAAUCAACUUAUCGCGGGGCUCCAAGUACUACAUGAAACAUCUGCAGCUAGACCUUUCUGAUUCAGGUCCACGUGAAAUAUUAGUAAGCUCAGAAAGAAGUUGAGUGAGUGCUUCCACUUCAUUGUUAUUCAAUUUCGUAAGAAAUUUUGACAACCUUUCUGGACUUAAGUUU